Gadus chalcogrammus (walleye pollock) is the source of this 4535-nucleotide messenger RNA. RefSeq names its product zinc finger and BTB domain-containing protein 39. Bases 113 to 2611 code for a protein of 832 amino acids. The transcript is spliced from 4 exons. Gene Ontology annotation, biological process: negative regulation of transcription by RNA polymerase II; regulation of cytokine production; regulation of immune system process. Gene Ontology annotation, molecular function: protein binding. The record is from RefSeq and is a predicted model, not a curated record. Lineage: Eukaryota; Metazoa; Chordata; Actinopteri; Gadiformes; Gadidae.
CAACAUGCGACAACCGCGGACUCAUUUUAAAGGAAUAAAAGGGAAGUAUUUUCAGCCAAAAUAAGUACUUCUUUAGAGGCUUGGGUUCUGCGCGGCAGGAAGUGCAGCAGGGAUGCGGAUCCGGCUGCAGGGCUGCGGCCACGCCGCCGGCCUGCUCUCCGAGCUCAACCGCUGCCGCCGGGCCCGGCUGUACUGCGACGUGCUUCUGACGGUGGGCGGCCGCUCCUUCGCCGCCCACCGUGCCGUGCUGGCCUGCGCCGGGUCCUACUUCCGCGGCCUCUUCGCCCGGGCGGCUCAGACGUCCGCCCUGACGCUGGAGUUUGUGUCCCCGGCCAACUUCGAGCGGGUGCUGACUUUCAUCUACACGGGGGAGAUCCUGACGGACCUCAUCGACGUGGGGGUGCUGUACGAGCUGGCGGAGCGUCUGGGCGUGAGUGACCUGGUGAAGGCCUGCCACGCCACCUUCCCCGACAUGCAGAGCUCCGCCUCCGACGGCCUGGACUCGGGUGGCCCCGCGGCGGCGGCGGCGGCGGCCUCCGGGGCGUCGGUGUGCUCGUCGGCGGCGUCCUGCUCCUCUCUGUCCUCGUCGGCGGGGCCCUCCGCCGCCCCCACCCCCGCCGCGGCCCCCUCGCCGCUGCUCCACCCCAGGACCCCUCGGGGGGGUGGCGGCGGCGGCCCCCCGGCCCCUCUCAACGCCGCCCCGCCCUCUCUGGACCUGAAGGCGGAGGACGUCCACUCCCACCUGGGCUACGGACAGCUGCCGGCGGCGGAGCCCAUGGAGCCGCCUGGAGAGCCCGGGCUGUCGCCGGGGCCCCCCCAGGGCCCCGUUGACGCCCCGGCGCUCCCGGGCCACGCCCUGCUGCGGCUGAAGACCGAGGAGGCGGACGGCAGCCCCCCCCACACGGGACCCCCGGGGGGAGGGUACGAGAACGGCGAGGCGGUCGUCUCUCAGAACGCGGCCGUCUCGCUGCGGCACGACGCCGGCCCCUUCCCGGCGGAGAGCGCCCCGCCCCCCUCCCCUCGGGACCCCCCGGGGGGCCCAAGGGGAGGGGACGGGGGGCGGGCGGAGCCAGCACAGGACGGGCUGACGGAGGAGGGGGUCCGCGGGGAGGCGGCGGGGGGGGAGGAGGAGCAGUGGAGGCGGCUGGCGGACGAGAUCAUCGAGCUGAGCGACGACGAGACGUACAUGGACGAGGACGAGGAAGAGGAGGAGGACGAAGACGACCUGGUGUUUGUGGAGAACGGCGGGGGCUCCAGCGGCGGCCAGGCCCCGGGGAGCACCGUGUCGUGCCGGGCCUGCGGCGUGGCCGUGCCGGCCGACCCGGCCGCCGUGCACACCCACGCCGAGACCCACCUGACGGAGGCGGGGCUCUGCCGGGCGUGCGGGGCCUCGUUCCCCGACCGGCCGGCGGGCGUGGCCCACGCCCUGGCCCACGUGGGCGUGGCCUUGUACUCCUGUGACAUGUGCCAGCUGCAGUUCUGCAGCCAGAGCAAGCUGCUGCGGCACCGGCGGCAGGCGGCGGCGGGCUACACGCUGCCCCCCGCCGCGCUCUCCGGCGCCCCCCAGGGCCAGGAGGUGGAGCUGCAGUGUGCCGUGUGCAGCCGGGUGCUGGAGCACGACUUCCAGGCGGUCCGGGAGCACCUGCUGAGCCACGUGUGUGUCCAGAGCCUGAGCUGCGGCGUGUGCCACCAGCCCCAGCUCUACCUGUGCUCCCUGCUGUGGCACACCCUCACCCACCUCGCCCUGCCCGUCUACACCUGCCCCCACUGCGCCCACAGCUUCCUGGAGCGCCCCCUGCUGGACAGACACAUGGCCACACACGCCGAUGAGGCCGCCGCCAAGGAGCGGGAGCGGAGCGCGCUGCGGGCCUUCAGGGGCGUGUCGUCGGGGGGCCUGGAGGGCGGCGGGGGGCUGGAGGGCGGCGGGGAGGAGCUGCAGUGCUUCCUGUGUCCCCAGAGGUUCCGCUCGUCCUCGGCCUUCCAGUACCACCUCGGCCUGCACACGGGGGGGCCGGGGGCGCUGGGGCCGGGGGGGGCCGGGGGGGAGGGGUGGCUGGGUCCGGGGGGGCCGGGGAAGCGGCGAGCGGAGCAGCCCCUGGAGUUCCUCUCGUCCCCCUACCCUUCGUCCUCCUCCCAGCGGGAGGCGGGGGGGGGCCUGGUGAAGAUGAGCUGCCUGGGGCUGGGCCCGGGGAUGGGCUUCGGCCGGCUGCCCGGCGGGGGCUCUGAGCUGGGGGGCUCCGAGCUGGCGGCCGGCGGUGGCCUCCGGAACACCAAGUGGUACCGCUGCCGCUACUGCGGCAAGCGCUUCGCCCACUCGGGGGAGUUCACCUACCACCUGCGCAUCCACACCGGGGAGAAGCCCUACCAGUGCAAGGUGUGCCUGCGCUUCUUCCGCGGGCGCUCCACCAUGAUCUGCCACCUGAAGACGCACGCCGGGGCGCUCAUGUACCGCUGCACCGUGUGCGGCCUCUACUUCUCCACGCUGAAGCUGGUGUCCUCCCACAUGGAGCUGCACAAGGGCCACCUGCCGGCCGACUUCAACAUCGAGCAGACCUUCAUGUACAACGACCACUCCAAGGAGCCGCUGCUGCUGCCCCCCGGGGACCCCUGACCCCUCCUGGGCCCCAGGGGGACCCCUGACCCCCCCCGGGACAACUGACCCCCCGGGACCCCAGGGGGACAACUGACCCCCGGGGGUCAGGGCUCGGGUGGUGUCUGGCGUGCCUAGGUCCUACACUGGGGGUCAGCUGGCUCUCGUUCUAUUGUCUGACGCUCAGCGGUUGUGGUGCCGAGGACCACAGGAACAACCCGCCCAGCACUCGCGCUCCACCAGGGUCGGGACUCCCGGCAAAGCGUCUCCCAGUCCAGUCCCAGAGUGCAGCCGUCGGUCCCUCUCUCACAGCUGGGCUACAUGUUGGCUCGCUGCUCUGAGCCCACACUAUAGCUCAGGAAAGCUGUUUUUAAUGAUCCGUGGUCACCAGAUUUCCCGCCCAAUCCGUCAACACUGCAUAUGGGGCUAUUCGGUAUUCAGUGGGUGUGUGUGUGCGUGUGUGACAUCCCGAAGACUCUGAUCAGCGUUCAGAUUUAGUCGAUUCCUCCGAGUCCGCUAGAUGGCAGUGUUUCUAGUGGUUUGAUGUGUGGUUGGACGUCUCCAGACUGUUUCACAGCUCUGAUGCCUUUAGGAGACCCGCCAUGACCGUCUGAUAAACGUAGCACCAUAAUGUAGCAUACCAAAUGUAUAUCUGAAUGUGUGUAGUCCUUGUAGCGUGUGGCGUCUUUCAACAGUUUUUCUAUGUUUCCAACACACCAGGUUUUGAGUUUACAGCAUCACUUGCCACUGUAGAUGUAUUGAGGCCUUAUUAGUUCAAAUCGACCCACUCCGUCUUGAAAUGUUGGGUUUUGCUACUCCAGCUAAAUUAAAAUCCUAAAUGUACAUACUAUCUGAAAUUAUAUAUUUUUGUUCUAGUCUUAUCAGAUACCAUCAUAAUGUUGCACUUUUAUCCAAUGAGUUAAUAUUUAGUGUUCUACAUGCUAUCUUGGUACAUUGGUGCUGUAGAAACCAUGAUGCUCACUGGCAUCUUAUCAUGCCGGACAUAGAAAGUGAUUUUGUGACAUUUGAUACCUUAAGGUUUAUUAAACGGAAUCGGUACUGGCUGUGAAAAGGUUGAAUUGUACAAACUUUCUACGAGGUUCCAUGUGUAUAGUUAAUGUCUGUUACCAUGUAUAUCUGUAUGAGAUCCUAACUAUUUAUUCUAUUUAUGUUUUUUUUAAUCAUUUUAUAAAGUAACAACUUUGAGCCGUCUUUGUUUGUUUUAUUAGUAAAUAAAAUCAUUGUUCCUGUUUUUUUCCAUUUUGAUGUGUAUUUGGUGUUGUUCUGCCUCAUCAUCACACUUCCAGUGAUGAAUGGGCACAUUCUGGGUUUUAUCAGCGCGGGUGUGACCUUGGCCCAGGGCCCUUCCUGCUAUUGUGCUGUCGUCGGCGCGCUAGCGGCCUCCUUCCUCUGAUUGCUCCGACAGCACCAGGGUUCAGACAGAGGAGCUGGAACAUCCUCCUUUAUGCAUCCCCCGCCGCAAAAAAUAAUUCUGGGAUUUCGUGAUAAAAUGAUAUUUUUUCCUCAAUACUUUGGGUCGAGUAAAUAAAAUGUUUUUUAUUAGUAAGAAAUUGUGAGAAUAAACAACCAUGUUAGAGCAUUAUUCAGAAACAGAUGAGUGACCAUAAAUGCAUAACAAGUCUGGAAUCAGGACGUAAAGCUUCCAACGACCACACCUUAAUGAGGGUCUACCUAAACCUGCCACCCAGCUGCUCCUCAUUGAUUCAGUUAUUCUUCAUAUUUACUGCCUGUACGACAUGAACUGGUAUUGCAUUUCCAAAGAGUCCGUCCUGCUCGUCCGGGGGGCUGCCUUUGUCUUGGUAUUGUCCAUUUACUAAAGAGUUUUUGUGGGACUCAAAAGCAUGAAGGAAUUAAAAAUGUCCUUACAUUUCUUUAUUUGCGAGCAUGUUAUUUAAAGUCAAGCGGGUUAUAUAUUUAGUUUAGG